AGUUGCACUUGAAAAAUGGCAGAAGCAGUUUUUCAUGCCCCAAAGAGGAAAAGAAGAGUGUGUGAGAAUUAUGAGUCUCCGUUUCCCAUCCCUUUUGGUCAGAAAGACUUCAGAAUAUUUCGUGCUGAAAUGAUAAACAACAGUGUAAUUGUGAAGAACGCAGACGAUAUCAAGCAGCUGUAUGAGAAAGGUUAUUUUGGAAAAGGAAUCCUGUCUAGAAGCCGUCCAAGCUUCACAAUUUCAGAUCCUAAGCUGGUUGCUAAGUGGAAAGAUAUAAAGACAAAUAUGCCUAUAAUCACGUCAAAGAAGUAUCAGCGUAGUAUAGAAUGGGCCACAAAGCUCAUGCAAAGACAGGGGCAGGAUGAGAAUACAGUGCAUAGAAUCCUUGAAGAUUACACAAAACCACUUGAGUGUCCUUGCACACAGCGGAACAACGAGCUUCCUUUGCAUGAUGAGCUGAACUCUGAAAUAGUUUCCAAAAUGGAAGCCACAGUGGAUAGAGAGAAGCUUUCUGUGAUGAACGGGGACUCAGGAAAGUCAGAUGAUAUGGAGGAUCCCAGCAAGCAAUCAGACUGCCUACAGGAGGGCUCUGGGCAUGACCCACUAACUGCAAAUGGCUUGGAUGAACACCUCUUAGAGGUCACUGUACCUUUGCCCCAAGUCCAUUGUAGCAAACAAGAUAUUCUCCUUCCCCAGUGUGGCACUCAAGACAGCAGCCAACGAGGAGGUCUCAUCUCUGCUGGAGAGGGAGGAUCUGAUGAGUACGUGCUGGUGGAGGAAGUGGUGUGUGAUGUGAACGAGAGGGAAGAUGCCCCAAAUGAGGAAUUGGCACAAAAGGAGAGAUUAAUAUGUAGAAGAAAUCCAUAUAGGAUCUUUGAGUAUUUGCAACUCAGCCUAGAAGAGGCCUUCUUCCUGGUCUAUGCUCUGGGAUGUCUAAGUAUUUACUAUGAAAAGGAGCCUUUAACGAUUGUGAAACUCUGGAAAGUUUUCACCGUAGUUCAGCCCACAUUCAGGACUACCUACAUGGCGUACCAUUACUUCCGAAGCAAGGGCUGGGUGCCCAAAGUGGGACUUAAGUACGGAACAGAUUUACUGCUGUAUCGGAAAGGACCUCCAUUUUACCAUGCAAGUUACUCUGUCAUUAUUGAGUUAGUUGAUGACCAUUUUGAGGGCUCUCUUCGAAGACCUUUCAGUUGGAAGUCCCUGGCUACCUUGAGCAGAGUUUCGGUGAAUGUUUCCAAGGAACUCAUGCUGUGUUAUUUGAUUAAACCCUCUACCAUGACUGACAAAGAAAUGGAGUCACCAGAAUGUAUGAAAAGAAUUAAAGUUCAGGAGGUGAUUCUGAGCCGCUGGGUUUCUUCACGAGAGAGGAGUGACCAAGAUGAACUUUAACAAUUCAACCUCAGA
Molecule: messenger RNA, 1407 nt
Organism: Molossus molossus (Pallas's mastiff bat)
Lineage: Eukaryota; Metazoa; Chordata; Mammalia; Chiroptera; Molossidae
Gene: TSEN2
Product: tRNA splicing endonuclease subunit 2
Exons: 11
Coding region: 16-1392 (458 amino acids)
Biological process (GO): tRNA-type intron splice site recognition and cleavage; tRNA splicing, via endonucleolytic cleavage and ligation
Cellular component (GO): tRNA-intron endonuclease complex
Molecular function (GO): tRNA-intron lyase activity; nucleic acid binding
Source: RefSeq, a predicted model, not a curated record